AUGGUGAGAUAUCGUGUGAUCAAUGGCUGCACGUCCUUUGAAGCCCUGACAGACAGGAAAUACAAUGGAAAGGUGGCACUAUGGGGUGAGACUGUCUUAUUCAAGGAUGUCACUGCCUUCCGCAACAAAGGAGAUCCUGUCUACAAGAAAGGGCUAUGGAUGGGCAAAAGUGCAUGGAGUGACAGCCACAUCUGUCUUCCUCACCAAUUUGAUGGACAGAUGUUGGUGAACAGCAAAGGCCUGCCUUGGCAAUACUCCAUACAGGGCAUCUUGAUGAAAUCCCGUUUUGCAGCCCGGCAACGUCAAGCUGAGGCAGUUGAGGAUGCUGAGGGAAACGAGAUGAUCGAGCAAGAGGCCAAGACUGUUGGUGAAGACGUUGCAUUGGGCAUGUAUGGCCAUGGUCCAGUGCUUGGUCAAGGAACACCAGGUUUUCCACUGGAAGGGUAUCCCAGAACACCAGGGAUCAACCCUAAACCAGCCACACCGGCGCCAAGAACACCAGCAAGGCCUGCAGUAGCACCAGCAACACCAGGGACUACAACGCAGACCUGGCGGGAGAAGGCAAAGGCAAGACCGUUUCCUACGACAACAGAGGAUGAAAGUCCAUCAAGGAAGAUCAGCAGACCAAUUCCUGAGUCUAUGAGAGGUGAACCUGCACGGAACUUCAUGCAGGACACUGAGGAUGUGAGCCCAAAACGUCAGAAGACAGCUGAAGCAGCCAAGCCAGCAACCUCCGUGGAGACAGCGCGGCAUGCACCAGGAAGCAGCUCAGUGAUGACUUUGCCGCAAGGGUCAUUGAAGAGAGAACUGUUUUCAUUGCCUUGGGAUGCUGAAGAUGACGAGAAGCUGCGAAUGAGUCCUAAGAAGAAGGUGCGAGCCAUUCAAGAAGAAUUCCCAGGAGGUGAUGACAUGCUGGCAGAAGAAAUUUUGCAGUCAGCCCUAAACGAUGUGAGUGAAGAUGAAGAAGGAGAAGGUCAUGCAAAAGAACGACCUCCAGAUGUGUCAGAGGAGGAACUAGCAGCCUUGGAUGAUGAGGCAUGCCGUCACGAAGAACGCCGCCUGGAGCAGAUGGGAGUUCUGGAGAAGGUGAAAGACGGCGAACCAGACGAAGAAGGAGAAGACGAAUGCCAAGGAGUUGAGAGUCACAGGAGUGCCCACGGCCAUCAACGCACCAAGAUCUUGAGCAAAGCGCGCAUGAAGGGUUUGAAAUUCCUCAUCAAGAUGGUAGAUGGGGACAAUGAGAAAAUCGGCCAGCAAGAGUUUGAGGAGAUCCAUGCCAAAGAAGAGUUAAGAAGAACACGGGCAAACUAG
Durusdinium trenchii is the source of this 1311-nucleotide messenger RNA. The record is from the annotation of a GenBank genome assembly. NCBI's taxonomy places the organism in Eukaryota, Dinophyceae, Suessiales, Symbiodiniaceae.